Trichechus manatus latirostris (Florida manatee) is the source of this 2698-nucleotide messenger RNA. Its product is annotated as leucine-rich repeat-containing protein 37A2-like. The transcript is spliced from 16 exons. Lineage: Eukaryota; Metazoa; Chordata; Mammalia; Sirenia; Trichechidae. The coding region runs from base 395 to 2698 and encodes 767 amino acids. The record is from RefSeq and is a predicted model, not a curated record.
UGAGCUCUGUAUCUGCCAAAACGAAACGCUGUCCUGUACUGGCCUCCCCUCGGAGAAGAGGCUCCUCAGAGUGCCUGUGCCAGAGCCCAACGAGUACAAUGGCACCUUCACUGUCUUAAAUUUCAAAGGAAACUCUAUUUCUUACAUUGAGGAAACUACUUGGAAGGCAUACCCUUGGACUGAGAAACUAAUUCUCAGUGACAAUCAUUUGACCGAAUUACGUAAGGAUUCAUUUGAAGGCCUGCUAUCCCUCCAGUAUUUAGAUUUAUCCUGCAAUAAAAUACAGUUUAUUGAAAGACGUACAUUUGAAUCACUACCUUUUUUGAAUUUUAUAAAUCUUCGUUGCAAUUUAAUCAUAGAAGUUGGCUUUGGAACAUUUCAGGCCUGGCAUGGAAUGCAGUUUUUACACAAGAUAAAUCUCGAUCAUAAUCCUCUGACAACUGUUGAAGAUUCGUAUCUUUUUAAAUUGCCAGCAUUAGAAUAUUUAGAUUUGGGAACAACACAAGUGUCACUUACAACAGUUGAGAAUAUCCUCAGAAUGAUGCUCAAGUUGGAAAAACUGAUCUUACCUAGUCAUAUGGCAUGCUGCCUGUGCCAGUUUAAAAGUACCAUUGAAGCUGUCUGCAAGACAGUCAAGCUGCAUUGUGACAGUGAAUGUCUGAGAAACGCCACACGUUGCAGUGAAGAAGCAUCUCUAGGGGCUGCAGAAGGAUCAUUUAUGAAGGCAUUACAAGCCCGGAAGAAGAACACCAGCACUGAGCUGACUAUUGAGCCAGAAAAAGCAUCCUCAGACAAAAGUGGUGUCAAUUUGUCAACUGUCCUGAAUGAGCCACUAGACUUUAAUGAUGAAAAUGAUGUUAUUAGUGCACUAAAUUACAUAUUGCCUUAUUUCUCAGAGGGAAAUCUAGGAGACAUAGAAUUAACAUUAUUACCGUUCAUUAAACUGCUUUUUUCAAAUCCCUGGGAAAACCACGUGGCAACGAUCCAGAGAACAACUGUCGGGAAAAGACUGCAAAGGGUGAACAGAGUCCUCAAGAAGCCAAGGGGCAUGAAGAAAAGGCACUUCAAAGAAAUGGAAGAUCAGAGCAUCAACAGGAAACAAGGGGCCAAGCCAUUUAUGGAGAACACCCCGGAAGCAAGAAGGCCCAGGGGGCCAGCCCCAAGGGAGCUGGAACAAUUUCACAAAGUGCUGAGGCCAAGGAAGUUAGGGGAAAUCUCCUUCCACAAAGAGCCUUCAUUCAUCAAGGAACAUAAGGCAGCAGUCUCUUCUUUCCUGAAACAAUACUCGAUGCGCAGGCCUUCUACCUCGCCUCCUUCAAAAGCCCCACCUGAGGUUAGAAACCAAUUAAAAGACUUGACCUACACCAUUUUUGUUUUAGAAGAUGCAAAUGCUAGAGUUAAAAACAUGAAGUUUCCUGAACCAGUAUCCCAUUCCAGAAAAAAUUACAUCUUUCAUAAAUCUCGCUCUCGUGUAGUUCACAGAAGACCAAAGGUUAAACAGAGUCGAAGGUUCAGAAAAGUCCGUAGACUGAUGCUUAAAAACAGACCUCCUUUCUCUGCAGUCAGGAGUCUCAUAAAUUCCCCUCCACAAGAGGCUUCUUCGUUUUCAGGAGAACUGAGUUCUCCAGAAAAUCCUUUUCCAGAAUUAUUUCCUUUUUCAGAGCCUUCUGCAAAAAACACUACUGCACACAAUGCUACUGUGCUAGAUGAGACUACCCGUGAGAUCAUUGCCCGUAAGGAUCCUUCCACUGCAGAUUCUGCUGUGACUGCAGACAACUUAAUGCCACCUGUUAAACAAACCAAUGAAACACAUUGGGAAUACCAUCACAUGGGCACUGACUUACCCUCCAAGCCCAAUGGCUCCUCUCUGUCAUUGCACUCAUCCCCGGGUGAUCAAUUUGAAACUCAGCUAAACCAACAGCUACGGUCCCUCAUCCCCAACAAUGACGUGAGAGGGCUUAUUUCUCAUGUUAUCCGGACUUUGAAAACGGACUGUUCGGAGCCCUAUGUACAACUGGCCUGUGCCAAGCUCAUCUCCAGAACAGGCCUCCUGAUGAAGCUUCUCAGUGAGCAGCAAGAAGUUAAGGUGUCCAAGGCAGACUGGGAUACAGACCAAUGGAAAACUGAGAACUAUAUCAAUGAGAGCACAGAAGUCCAGAGUGAGCAAAAAAAGCAAGAGUCAAGUGAGCUCACAAAAGAAGUUCCAGGAUAUGGCUAUAACAACAAGCUCAUCUUGGCAAUAUCUGUGACUGUGGUAGUGAUGAUUCUGAUUGUCAUUUUCUCCCUCAUUGAGAUUUAUUCUCAUAGAGCAGCAUCAAAGGAAGAUAAAGAAGGAUCCUCACGGGGCUUUUUCCGAAGUCUGCUUCAUAGGAGAUGCACGUCAGAAAGUGAAAGUCAGGAGGGCUUUUUCUGGAGAAGGCGGCCACAUUGGCUCAGGGAUAUGUAUAGACCUCUCAAUGCCACCCGCAAGAAAAACAUGGCACAGAAGCUACACGACAAGGAUUCUUCUGAUGAGGAUGAGAUUUUCAACAAGGACGCCAGGGAGGCCAGUGAGGCCGCAACAGAGAAGUCCGCGCCUACAGAGACUGUUAUAGAGAUCGGUAAGCCUGGACUACUGCUCACCUCCACAGACAUCGGGGCCUCUUGCUCCUGGAAGUCCCCAGACUCAACCAGCUCUGGCUCCGAGGACCUGGUGUGA